AUGACUGCUUCUAUGAAAUUAAAGUUUGACAAAUAUUGGGGUGCAUGCAAUUUGUUGAUGGCUAUUGCUAGUGUUUUGUAUCCAAGGAGAAAAUUUCAUAUUGUUGAUAUAUGCUUUCCAUUGAUAUAUAAAGAUGAAGUUGCUCAAGAGAAUAUAAAGAAGGUGAAGAAUUCAUUGGAAGAGCUAUAUGCUGAAUAUGUUUCUCUAAGUCUGCAAGAGUCAUCUUCUAAUGAAGUUCAUACUAGUGGCAUCAAUUCAUCAUCAUCUUCGACCCAAUCUCAAUCUUUAGUCAUCACCGGAUUUGACCGAAUCAUGAACAUUGUGCGUGAAAAGGAAGUGAAAUCAGAAUUACAAACUUAUCUUGAUGAAGGUGUUUACAUUCCAGAUGGAGAUAAUAACGCAUUGAAGUGGUGGAGGAACAAUAGCUUAAAAUAUCAGAUCUUAUCAAAGAUGGCUGUUGAUAUUCUAGUUGUUCCUAUAUCUACUGUGGCCUCGAAGUCUAUUUUUAGUGUUGGCGGCAGAGUUAUUGAUGAAUAUCGCUCUAAACUGAACCAGAAAUCUAUAGAAGCACUUAUUUGUGGUGGGGAUUGGCUUCGUCACAAGUAUAACUUAAAACAAAAGUCAAAGGUGGCAGCUGAGCAACAACAGGAGAUCACCUUAAAGAUUUGA
Vicia faba (fava bean) is the source of this 669-nucleotide messenger RNA. NCBI's taxonomy places the organism in Eukaryota, Viridiplantae, Streptophyta, Magnoliopsida, Fabales, Fabaceae. The record is from the annotation of a GenBank genome assembly.